Molecule: messenger RNA, 3076 nt
Organism: Contarinia nasturtii (swede midge)
Lineage: Eukaryota; Metazoa; Arthropoda; Insecta; Diptera; Cecidomyiidae
Exons: 5
Coding region: 404-2902 (832 amino acids)
Biological process (GO): nuclear migration along microtubule
Cellular component (GO): nuclear membrane
Molecular function (GO): lamin binding; actin filament binding
Source: RefSeq, a predicted model, not a curated record
GGUAUAAGCGGCUUUAGCAUAUAUGUGUGUAUGUGUCUGUUACAGCAAGCUAUUGCUUCUUUUUUGCACAAAAAUAAAGAAAAAAAAUUAAGUUUUAAAAUAACGGAAAAUCAUCAAUAUAAAAUCAUCGACAUCAAAUUUAUGGCGUUGAAAAUUUUGUAAAAAAAUGCAAAUAUAAUCCAGUUUGUAUCGUUCUUACUAGUUUUUGGAGCGAAACCAAUACAUACACACAGUUUGUCUAAAUGGUAGACAGUGUAUCGUCAAAACCAUCGAAAACCUCACGCGGUUCAGUGUUGUAUUAACUGGAAAAACGAUAGUUUUGAUUUGCACACAAAGAAGAUCAUUUUUUUAAAAGAAAGAAAAGAAAACAUUAAAUACUAAGGACGUGUAUUAAAUAAAAAUUAUGAAAUAUACAAUCGAGCAUUUGAGUUACAUUGUACCUGCGAUUUCAAUAGGAUUUCUCUUUAUUAUAACCUCAAUAAAUAUUUAUUUCAAAAUCAGGCGUCGAUUUCCAGUGACUGUAAAUUGUUGGUUUUGCAAUGAGGAUAGCCGAGUACCGUAUGAUGAUUUAAACAAAUUUACGUGUCCAAAAUGUGAGCAAUACAAUGGCUUUGCUGAGGAUGGAGAUUAUAACUGUGAUAUUCCGGCACAAAGAAGUGCAAAACUCAACAAAUGGAAAACAUCAAGUUUUUCAUCGAUAAAUGGUGGUUCAAUAAUAAACGGUCGAUUAAUGCCAUACAAUGGACUGUGCGAACCAUGUAAUCGAAAUCAAGAGCUCAAAGUACAACAAUUGGCAUCAUUUGAGCCAGAAAAUGAAGCCUACUUUGAUGAAGAAGUUGAAGAUUAUCGGCAUAAAUUGGAACAAGCAUAUCGUUUGUGUCCACGUUGUGAGCGUCACUUGAAACGUACCCUCAACAAAGUGAAAACGAAUAUUUUGGGAUCAAAACUGAAGCAAAUCGGAGCCAAAGGAUUACAAGCAUUCAACUUGACUCUAAAUCAAAAAUCCAAUAAAGCUGUUGUGUAUAAGAAGCGACUUACAUUUGCGCGCAUCUCAUUAGCUGCAUUAGUUGUCAUUUCGUUGUUGCAAUCAUUUACCGUCUCUAAUCGAAUGAAUAUCACAAAACCAAAGCUUGAUUCAAUUUUUAACGAUAAUACCACGACAUUUAUUCUAACCAUUUUAUCGUAUAUUUCGGCAAUGAAAAUUUUAGUUUUACAAUUUAUUCAAUAUAUACUUGAGUUGCCAUAUAUAUCAUUUAUUGGUACGUGCGCACAAAUGUCGAUAAAAUAUGUGUAUACAUAUGUGAGCGGUGAUUUUUGGAAAGUGAUUACCACGGAAAUUUUCGAAUUGGUUGAAAUCAAUGUGAAUGAUGCGACCGAUUUGAAUCCGGGUUAUUCAACAGUCACAACAAAUGUUUCGGGAUGCUUUCUCUCGGUAUUUUUGCUAUUCAUGUUCGGACUAUGUUGGGGACCAGUCAUAUCACUUUUAUUGUGGAGUUUGGGCAUGAUUUUACCGACCCUUAUUCAGGAAACAAACAAUUUGGAACACACUCUCGUUUUAGACUUUGUUCAGCUACUUUUGGUAUGGUCAACAGCAUCGUUAUCAAUCAUCAAUUUCUUCGUAUUGCCCAAUAAACAAAUUGAAACGAUCAGUGACCAUAACUCGAGUUUCCAUCGCAUUGAUUCCGACAUGAAUUCGGAUUAUUCAGAUGAAAGUGAGACAGAAAGCUUGUUAAAUACAUCGAUGCGAUCAGAUAUAUCAACGGCAAGUAAACGUUCAAUGUGGAAUGAGACAAGAGUUUUGAAUUCGACCAUUGCAUCCAAAACGCCAUCAAUAUACUCAACAAAUUCAUUGCGUCGCCGAUCGUAUGGUCUUUCAACACAAUCAAUAGCCACUACAAGAACAGCCGCAUCCGAUAUAAAUACAUCGUUUGGAUCAGAACGUGGUUUCUACAGAGGAAGUCAAAUGGAUUUGACACGCGAUAGACUACAUACAUCACAAAGAUCAUUUAUAUCAGCAAAAUCGCCAGUUUUGUGCAAUAGAUCGCAGUGUCCAAGUGCAAUGUCGUUACAAUCAUUGAAUAAAACUUACUUUAAUGCUGUUGAACCGAAUCCCAGAUCAGCGUCACGCAACUCAUUCUAUGAUGUGCCAAAUGAUUUUGAGAGUGGAAUAACCCACUUAAGUAUUAGUGGUGGGAAGCAUUUUAAUUCGCAAAUGCCAUCAAGAACAUCUGGUUCAUGGGAUUUAGUGGGUGAUACAUUACGUAAUAAAAAAGCAAUUCUUUCACCAUCACGUUUGAGUUUGAACGAAACACAUCAUUCAGUGAAUCAAUCAUGGUUAGCUGGCGGUUAUUGGAAUAGUACAUCACCUCAGAAAAAAUCAACGCAUCCCACGAAUGAAUACAAAGUCGAACAACGACCUGCUGCAAAAGAAAUUUUUCCGAUGAUGUCAAGAGCAUCAUCGAAAAGCUCUGGCUUUGAAUCACGUGAAAAUUCAUUAUGCGACGAUUCAGAGGUUGAACGAACAUUUAUUGUUGCGGAGCCAACAUCAAUGACACAUACGACCAAACUAAAUAACGGUCUUAUCAAACCACAACCACAAAAACCAGACAGUUAUCAACAGCCGGUUGCAUUUCCACCAUCAUCCACAUCAUCAGAUGUAUUUGCAAAUCCGAACAACAAAAAAUCACCAAAUUUUAAAAUACUUUCACGUUCAUUUAGCCAAUUUUCAUUGCAACAACCACAGACACCAUCACAUUUUCAAGAUGAUAACAGUAUGCUGAGUUCGAGCCAAUCAUUUUCAUCAAAUUUAAAUCAAUUCAAUACAGCAAAUAAAGACUUGCCAAUUACAAAGUAUCAACGAGGUAGCUUAAUAAAAUUGCACGAUCACGCAAUGGAUCAUUAAUAUUAAAAUCGAAUUUGUUCGAUUUUUGAUCGUGAUUUUUACAAUAUGUACGAGUGUUCAUGUAAUAUUCACUGCCGAAAAAAAUUAAAAAAAAAAUUAAUACUGUUUGUAUACUAAGUUAUUUACAUGUAAAUUCUAACAUUUCAAUUGUAGCAGCGGAUUAUUUCUCAUUUU